UUCCUGUGCUAACAACACUGGCCUCGUCAUGUGUUUUACAGUUAAUCUCAACCCACGCCAAAUGAUUUAUGAGAACAAAAUAUAGGGGUUGAUAAUUAAUUGGAGUUAUGUUAUUUUUAUUGUCUGUUUUUUUACUGUCAACAAUUACUUUUAAUUCCAGAAGCCGUCAUUUCAGGCUAGUUUAGUGAGCUAAGUGGCUAACUGUCGUAGCCAUCCACCUCUGGUUUCGAUCUGAUUGUUAGCGAGUAACUCCCUGGCUGCAUUUUUUUCCGGAUAACAACGCUGGAAAAGAAUAAAAGGCAUGGUGCAGCCCCAACCUGAUGGCGCACUGCAGUGGGACAUGUCAGGAGACGAUAGUGGGGGGGCGCUUAGGGUCCCACCUGAGCUGGCAGCCAAUGAAGUGGUCACCCGGUUGCUUGGGGACAAUCAGCAGCUCAGAGAUGCCUUGCGGCGGAGCAACCACGCUUUGCGUCAGCGCUGUGAAGAGAUGGAAGGUUGGCAGCGAAAGACUAGGGAGGACAGGGAAUUUCUCAGUUGUCGUUUCCAAGAGGCUAGGGCUCUGGUGGAGAGGUUGGCCCAGGAGAACCACUCUUUACAAGGUCUUGUGAAUGGACCAGCGUCUUCAUCCAGCUACUGCAGUAGCUCCAGUCAGACUGAAGGACCCUUUCCAACAAAGAAUGGUCCUCUUGAUGCAACACAGAUCCCAGAUAAGCAAGAAAAGAAGAAAGUAGAGGAAGCAGAUCAGCAUACGCAGACAACUCCUCCCCGUAGCUUGGGUGAUGCAAGUAUAUAUAGCUCCGUGAAUAGUCCCCUCCCAACCCCCUCUAGCUCCCUUACAGAGGUAUCGGGGGGGUCAAUAGGGAGGGAGAAUGGCCAGCUCGUUGAGGGUGCAAUCGAUGUCCUACAAGUGAAGAGCCACAAAGAAAAGCUGGAGGAAGGCAUGCGAGAGCUCAAAAGGAAGAAUGAAGAACUGGAGAAGCAGAGGGACGAGGGCGAAAAAGAGAGAGAGCGAAUGCGUCGCUGCAUUGAUCAACUGUGGGCCAAACUGUCCCAGGCACAGGCAAGCAAUGCUACUGAGGAGGCUGGUCAACAUCGGACUGAGGCUCAGCACUCCUCUGACUGCUCUAGCCUGGCUAAACUCACAGAACAGCUUCAGGCCACACAGGGCAGGUAUCGUGAGCUAGAGGAAAAGCUUGACUACCUACAGAAGAGUUCUGCUCAGCGUGACAGAACUGAGGCUCUGCUAAAGCAAAAGGACAAGGACUGUGAGGCGCUCAAAGCUCAGGCAACGUCUCUUUUAGCAGAACUGAAUGAGAGGCAAAGCUGCCUGGACAAAAGUGAGCAAGAGCGCAAAAUCAUGGAGGACAAAUUGUGUAGUAAGGCAAAAGCCCUGCAAGUGGCAGAACAAGACUUGGAGCAGCAGAGGAACCAGCACCAUGUGAACAAGGACAAACUAAUGUUGCAGAUUCAGAGUUUGGAGCAAGCUCUCAAGACAGAGAGACAUGUUGUCACUGUGGAAAAGAAAAAGUUGACACAACUUCAGCAUGCCUACACAUGUCUCUUUAGAGACUAUGAUGCUAUACUCAAGAGUGAGGGAGGAGAUUUGUGCAGCCGACUGGAGGAGGCAGAGAGAGCGUUAGCCCUGAAGCAGGACCUUAUUGACAAAUUAAAGGAGGAGGUAGAGCAACAAAAAGGCUCACUGGAGACUGUUCCUGUCCUCACUGCGCAGGCUGAGAUCUACAAGGCAGACUUCCUUGCAGAACGAGAAGCAAGGGAAAAACUAAACCAGAAGAAAGAAGAGCUGCAGGAUCAGCUGACACAUGCUUUGGCUGAAAUUGAUCGACAGAAACAGGAAGCUGCAUCCAGGGUACGUAUGGAGCAGAUGAAGCUGAGACAUCAGGAUGACUUCCCAGCACGUGUUCCACACAUUACGCCUCCUCAGGGUACAUCACGACUGAGUGGAUUUUCUGCCGGUACUUUCAACACUGCGCCCCCUCCAUCCAUAUACCGCAAUCCUGGAAUGGUGCAGGCUGGUGAUCAAGGAGCUGUUGGAGUUGAGGAUCUGCCAGAUUUAUGCUGUCCGAAGUGCCAGUACCAUGCUCCAGAUAUGGACACACUGCAAAUUCAUGUUAUGGACUGUAUACAGUAAAGGAUUCAGAGUCAAUCUAAAAAAAUAAAAAAUAAAAAAACAAUACAAAAAUAACCCACCAGCAUCAUACAUCCACCAGCCAUACCAUCAUAACCACUGCUAGGUGAAUUGAAUAACUCGCCUAGUUCCAAUUGCACCUGUCUUGGUUAAGAUUUAAGACUAUGCAGUGUUAACUUUUUGCCCUCAUAGUUGAUUUAAUUGAAUUAACAUACAGUGUAUCACAAAAGUGAGUACACCCCUUGCAUUUCUGCAGAUAUUUAAGUAUAUCUUUUCUUGGGACAACACUGACAAAAUGAAACUUUGA
Molecule: messenger RNA, 2453 nt
Organism: Corythoichthys intestinalis (scribbled pipefish)
Lineage: Eukaryota; Metazoa; Chordata; Actinopteri; Syngnathiformes; Syngnathidae
Gene: ikbkg
Product: inhibitor of nuclear factor kappa B kinase regulatory subunit gamma
Exons: 15
Coding region: 302-2149 (615 amino acids)
Biological process (GO): positive regulation of canonical NF-kappaB signal transduction
Cellular component (GO): cytoplasm; nucleus; IkappaB kinase complex
Molecular function (GO): K63-linked polyubiquitin modification-dependent protein binding
Source: RefSeq, a predicted model, not a curated record